GCCCGCAGGGAGCUGGGUGGCGGCGGCGCUGUCCUCAGGGAAACGCAUCAUUCCAGCCCGGCCGGGCAUGAGGCCGGGUCAGGAUGCCCAGGUCGCAGGAGGAAAAGGAGGAGCUGGACCCAGCGCCCGGAGAGAAGAAAAGGGGAAGACCACGCCAGAGAUCAAGGCUCAGCGGAGGCACCCGUCCGGAGGGCCGAAGAACGGGAGAGCCCAGAGCCAGCAAAGUCUCCCCGGGAGCCCGGGACAGACAGUGGAGUAGGAGCGCGGGAGCCGCCCGGAGCGCACCAUGCGCGGGUCCCAGCCCGCCGGGCCGGUCUACAUCGCCGGCCGGGUCACGUGGCCCCAGAGGGCGUGCUGCUGCCCGGGCGGGGGGGCGCGCGGGGCCGGGGGCGCGGCGGCCCUGAAGUGCCCUCCCUGCGCGCGGUGCUGGCCCCCGGGUGCGGGAGCCGCCCACUGCCCCCCCGGGCCCGCCCCGCCGCGGGCCGCCUGCCUGGUAUAUAGCGCGCCCCCGCAGGCCCCGUGCCACGUCGCUAGCCACGCCGCGGGCACCCGAGACUGUGCGGCGCCCCCGAGCCAGCCCCCCACCCCCUGCACCGCCGCCGCCCAAACAGGCGACCCCUGCGGGGGCUGCUGCCUCGACACCAUGAAGAAGGAGGUGUGCUCCGCAGCCUUCCUUAAGGCGGUGUUCGCAGAGUUCCUGGCCACCCUCAUCUUCGUCUUCUUCGGCCUCGGCUCGGCCCUCAAGUGGCCGUCGGCAAUGCCCAGCGUCCUGCAGAUCUCGCUGGCCUUCGGGCUGGCCAUAGGUACCAUGGCCCAGGCCCUGGGGCCCGUGAGCGGUGGCCACAUGAACCCCGCCAUCACGCUGGCCCUCCUGGUCGGUAACCAGAUCUCCCUGCUCCGGGCAGUCUUCUACCUGGUGGCCCAGCUGGUGGGCGCCAUUGCUGGCGCCGCAAUCCUCUAUGGGCUGGCCCCGUACAAUGCCCGAGGCAAUCUGGCUGUCAAUGCGCUCAACAACAACACGACUGCGGGCCAGGCUGUGGUGGCGGAAAUGAUUCUGACCUUCCAGCUGGCACUCUGCGUCUUCUCUUCCACUGACUCCCGCCGCACCAGCCCUGUGGGCUCCCCAGCCCUGUCCAUUGGCCUGUCCGUCACACUGGGCCACCUAGUGGGGAUCUACUUCACGGGCUGCUCCAUGAACCCGGCCCGAUCUUUCGGUCCCGCAGUGAUCAUGAGUCGGUUCAGCUCUGCACACUGGGUGUUCUGGGUGGGGCCCAUCGUGGGGGCUGCCACGGCUGCCAUCAUCUACUUCUACCUGCUCUUCCCCCACUCCCUGAGCCUGAGUGAUCGUGUGGCCAUCCUCAAGGGCACGUAUGAGCCGGACGAGGACUGGGAGGAGAGCCAAGAGGAGCGGAAGAAGACCAUGGAGCUGACUGCCCACUGACCAGCAUCAGACAGGGGCCAGCCUCUCAGCCCCUGAACUGCAGGGGAGAAGAAGAGAAGCGCACGACAGCAAGGCCUCCUCCCCCCGCAGCUGGGUCCUCCGGGCUGGGAAAGAGGUGCUGCUCCCCAGGCUGUGCAGUGAAGAGCUGGAAGCAAGAGCACAAGAUGGGACUCUUGGGGUAGGGGGCCAGGGGCUGGGUGCUGAUGGGGAAGAGACAGGGAGGUGAGCUCAGUGCAGGCUGCCCUGGGGCCAGGCCAGGAAGGGGUGGCUUGGCAGCCUGCAUCCCCUCCUCCUCCCCAGCCCCUCUUCCAGAGCCAGGAGGACCCCAGCCCCUGGGGCGACAGGGGUUGUGUCACCCCAGAGCUUCUUAGGUUCAUUAUAUGCCACCUUAUUUAUUUCUGCUCAAGGAUGCAGGGGGUAGGGUGCUGGUGUUUAAGGUGGGGGCUUCCCAAUAAACCACUGACAUUCAUGUUUGGCCUCUCUUGCUCCAGAAGAUACUCAAGAUACUGUAGCUCCUCACUUUUCCUCCGCAUCAUCCCACACCCCCCUCCACAUUCUCCGCAAUCCUCCGCGGAAAGACAGGGAAACCGAGGCCAGGGGAGGCUUAGAGAGUCAGAGAAGCGGGGUUGAGAGGGCAGAGAGACCAAAAGUAGGAACAGAGUGGGAGGUCAGGAGGGGGCAGUGGGAACAGAGAAGGUCCUCACCAAGCGACCGCCUGCUCACCCCUCCCUCCUCAGCUAUGUCAGGUCCUUGCCACUUGAGGAGGGCCUGGCACCUGAGUCAGGGUGUGCUUAGCAGGGUGGAGGAGAAGUGAACCGGCCGGCAGCCCCUUGAGAUGCCAAGGGGCUGAGCAGCCAGGUCUGUCAUCGGGCCAGGAGACACAGUCCCAACUCCCCUCUCGACCCCUGGAGGUUCCAGAAAGGUGCCACAUUGGGAGCCUGUGUCCAGAGGGAGAAGCCCCUGCCCCCACCCCUAUCGGAAGCCAUACCCGACGCACCUCUUCUCUGGGUCUGCCUCCACCAGCCAGGGUUCCCACCGUCCUCCCCUUGGCCUGUAGCGCUUACUGUCUUGUUCCCUUGCCAUUGACGCUCCUUGGGACACCUCCUUAAACUCAAUAAGCCUCUGCCUCUUAAACUAUAAAAUGAGAAUAAAAA
Messenger RNA from Capra hircus (goat), 2595 nucleotides. It is a transcript of the gene AQP5, whose product is annotated as aquaporin 5. Lineage: Eukaryota; Metazoa; Chordata; Mammalia; Artiodactyla; Bovidae. The record is from RefSeq and is a predicted model, not a curated record. Gene Ontology annotation, cellular component: plasma membrane; apical plasma membrane. Gene Ontology annotation, molecular function: water channel activity. Gene Ontology annotation, biological process: transmembrane transport. The transcript has 4 exons. The coding region runs from base 287 to 1441 and encodes 384 amino acids.